Messenger RNA from Punica granatum (pomegranate), 1412 nucleotides. Lineage: Eukaryota; Viridiplantae; Streptophyta; Magnoliopsida; Myrtales; Lythraceae. The record is from RefSeq and is a predicted model, not a curated record.
CGGGAAAAUCCUGUUUUUGUUUUUCCGUCUUUUUCCCCUUCCUCCACCUCUUCUUCUUCUUCUUCUUCUUCCUGAUCGAUUCAGAGCCCAUCUUGGACCUCCAUUGCCGGAGCUUCGUCGGUAGCUUCAAUUAUCGAGUUCUGAACCUCAUUUACCCUCCGAUUGAGCCUCUAACAUUCACCAUUGCCGCCGACAGCUUAGCCUCGACCGUCGAUGUGAUCUGGCGACGGAUACGCAUCAGAGAGCCUCCCCGCCUCGCGAUUCUCAGCUGAAUGUAGUGAACUCAGCGACCUCAUAGUGGAAUUCGAUCACCUGCGAUGGCGGCGCCGAGGAGUCUGAUCGUCGACGUGGAGAGGCUGAUGAGAGGGGACGAGGACAAGAAAGGCGAGGACUCGCCGACGGAGAGGAAACCUAAACUGGAGAGGUACCCGUUCUCGAGGUCGGAGCUCCUGGCUUUUCUCUGCGUCUUCUUGGUCUUCGCCAUCGGGCUGUAUUGCAUCUACUUGACAAUGCCUUCGGCAGAGUACAGCAGGCUCAAGCUGCCCCGCACGAUUUCGGAUCUCCGCAUUCUCAAAGAUCAUCUUGCCACAUACGCAAAUGAUUACCCGGCACAGUUUAUUCUGGGUUACUGCUCGACUUACAUCUUCAUGCAAACGUUCAUGAUUCCGGGGACAAUUUUCAUGUCGCUGCUUGCCGGCGCCCUUUUUGGUGUUAUCAGAGGCCUUUUCCUAGUUGUAUUCAAUGCUACAGCAGGCGCAUGCUCCUGUUACUUUUUGUCCAAGUUGAUUGGAAGACCUCUAGUCAUCUGGUUAUGGCCUGAAAAGCUGAGAUUCUUUCAGGCAGAGAUAGCAAAGCGCAGGGAAAAGUUGCUGAACUACAUGUUGUUUUUAAGGAUAACGCCGACUCUGCCCAAUCUUUUCAUCAAUCUGGCGUCUCCUAUUGUAGAUGUGCCAUUUCACGUCUUCUUCUUCGCAACUUUCAUCGGUCUUUUCCCAGCUGCUUAUAUCACAGUUAGAGCUGGUCUCGCUCUUGGGGAUCUCAAGUCGGUAAAGGAUCUUUACGAUUUCAAGACCUUAUUUGUGCUCUUCCUUAUCGGCUCCCUUAUUAUACUUCCUACUGUGUUGAAGCGGAAACGAACUUAUGAAUGAAUCAGAGACUUCGCAAUAGUCAAGCUGUCACCACUUAUUAUGGAAGGCAGCUGAUAGAGUGGCGGUUCGAUAUCUCAGGCUGCUCUUCAAGUUGGCUUUGUGGCAAAGGAUCAAACUAACUGUUCCUCUCACAAGAACAUACAUAGUGAUAUCAGGUGUAGAAAUGUAACAUUAGUCACUUUGUAUGUGCUAUAACCCAAUUAUUUCUGAAUUGAUUGGUUGCAGUAUUUUCAUAAAUGGAAGAGGAUACAUCUAUUGGUGAAA